Molecule: messenger RNA, 1508 nt
Organism: Protopterus annectens (West African lungfish)
Lineage: Eukaryota; Metazoa; Chordata; Ceratodontiformes; Protopteridae
Product: myb-related transcription factor, partner of profilin-like
Exons: 4
Coding region: 109-1371 (420 amino acids)
Biological process (GO): regulation of transcription by RNA polymerase II
Cellular component (GO): nucleus
Molecular function (GO): DNA-binding transcription factor activity, RNA polymerase II-specific; RNA polymerase II cis-regulatory region sequence-specific DNA binding
Source: RefSeq, a predicted model, not a curated record
CACGACACUGACACCCAGGCCUGCCCCUUGUGAUGUCAAGUCUGUGAGACAUGAAACUGUGUAGCUGGCAGGCACUGCAAGUUGCUGAGCGGUGAGGCACUGGCAGUCAUGUCACAGUUGCAGAGGCAUGCUCGACACCCUUUGAAGAACUCCAUUUGUGCUGAAAGGACUGUGUGCUCAAAAGAGGGGAUCCCAGCUUCAGUGCACUUUCAUUGUGUGGAGGGAGAGGAGUCCCCUUCAUUGAGAUCAACAUACUGUAGUGAGAAGGAGGUCUGUGACUUGGUCCCUUUGUCUGGCAAACCUGAGGUGUACGGGCUGGAACCUGUACAUGUCAAGGAGGAGACUCCUGAGCUGUCAACUGCUAAAAUCAAAGAAGAAGUCUUUGAUUUGGAUCCAGGACAUGUACGAGUUUCAGAGCUGGACUCUAUCCAUAUUAAGAAAGAAGUUUGUGAUCUAGAAUCUCUCUAUAUAAAAGAUGGAGUCCUGGAGCGGUUGCCAAUGAGCUGUGAAGAAAGAGUUCACUCUAUUCAAACCACAAAGCCUAGAUCAGAUGCCUGCAAAAUGACGGAGAGAAAGAGAGAGAGGAAAUUUGCAGAAGAAGAAAUCAAUAUCCUAGUGUCUGAAGUGACGCGGAAUGAACACCAGUUGUUUGGGAGGGGCAGAAUUGGACUGACCCAACAGGAGAGGGAUCGUAUCUGGGAGGCCAUUUCUCACAAAAUGGAGGCUAUCACUAAAGUGCCACGAACAGUUAAGCAGCUUAAGAGGAGAUGGGAUGACCUCAAGCGACGGCAGCAAGAGAAGCUGGCCUUCCUAAAACGCAGCCUGUCGGAGGAUUCCAGUGGGGAAGACUGGCCCUCAGUUCGAAGACACAGGAGAGAAACUGGCCUAAUUCUAGUAGAAGGCAAGGAAGGAGUUGCUGUUGGUUUUCCUUAUCCUGCCGUCCCAGAGCAUGUUAUUGAAGGGCCAUCUCGACCACCUCCAACACCCCCUACAAUCUCUCCAGAAGACUGGGAAAUACGCAGCCCUCCUGAGCCUUCCGAGGACACAUCAGGAGAAGACGGUGGCAGAGGACUUCCAUGUCCCAGUGCAAGGACCUCAUUGACACUAUUUGAACGAUGCUUACUGGAUGCUCAUAUCCAGCAGACCCAGGUCCUGAACAGAGUUUUCCAGGAACUUGUUGAAGCUGAAAAUCGUGUGGCAAGCAGUAUGGAGCGCAUAAGUGAGCAGCUGCAGGGCUUCCACCACCAGAUGGGCACUAUGGUGCAAACCCUGUCAAUUAUAAAAGAGGACAUCCACGCUGUGCGUGCUGGUCUGGGCCAAAAUACAGUCCAACAGUUCACCACAAGACCAUCGGGAUCCAGUGGGCAAUAAGCCUGCUGGAGUUGGGGUGGGGGAAUAGAUCUUUCAUUUAAGAAGUUUUUUAUAUUACCUUAUUAUAAUACAUUUGAAAAUGUGUAUUUAUUAUAUUAUUUUGAAAGAUGGGAAGUUUGUAUAUUUUUGUUUGAUUU